Messenger RNA from Vanrija pseudolonga, 1137 nucleotides. It is a transcript of the gene RPN10, whose product is annotated as 26S proteasome non-ATPase regulatory subunit 4. The record is from RefSeq and is a predicted model, not a curated record. Gene Ontology annotation, cellular component: nucleus; proteasome regulatory particle, base subcomplex; cytosol. The coding region runs from base 46 to 1137 and encodes 363 amino acids. Gene Ontology annotation, biological process: proteasome-mediated ubiquitin-dependent protein catabolic process. The transcript is spliced from 5 exons. Gene Ontology annotation, molecular function: polyubiquitin modification-dependent protein binding. NCBI's taxonomy places the organism in Eukaryota, Fungi, Basidiomycota, Tremellomycetes, Trichosporonales, Trichosporonaceae.
CUUCAACUUCUACUCAACUACUACCCAAAGCAACAACUAGUCACGAUGCCGCUCGAAUCGUGCAUGCUAGUGCUCGACAACUCCGAGUACAUGCGCAAUGGUGACUACACACCAACGCGUUUCCUCGCCCAGUCGCAGGCCGUCUCGACCGUCUUCUCGGCCAAGACUGACUCGAACCCCGAGUCGGCAGUCGGCCUCAUGACCAUGGCUGGCAAGUCGCCUUCCCUCCUCGUGACGCCCACCAACGACAUUGGCAAGCUGCUCUCGGCGCUCAACAAGGCCACGAUCGGCGGUGUUUCAGACCUGAUCACGUCGAUCCAGGUCGCCCAGCUCGCCCUUAAGCACCGCGAGAACAAGAACCAGCGCCAGCGCGUCGUCGUGUUCGUCGGCUCGCCCAUUGACGACACGAAGGAGGAGCUUGUCAAGCUCGGCAAGCGCUUGCGCAAGAACAACGUGCUCAUCGACAUUGUCACGUUUGGAGACGAGGGUAUGGCCAACGACGAGAAGCUCGGCGCGCUCGUCGAGGCUGCCGGCGACGGCGAGUCCCACCUCGUUUCGGUCCCACCAGGACCCCACCUUCUCUCCGACGUGAUCCAGCAGUCGCCUAUUCUGUUCGACCCCGAGCGUGCCGGAGCGUCGGGCAGCGGCGGUGGCGGCGGCGGCGACCUUGGCGUGGACGACUUUGACCCCUCGAGCGACCCCGAGCUCGCCAUGGCCCUGCGCAUGUCAUUGCAGGAGGAGCAGGAGAGGCAGGCGCGUGGACGCGGCGAGGCUCCGGCCGUCAGCUCAAAUACUGCUGUCGACGUCGGCGCUAUCCCUCAGGACAUUGCCGCGCCCGCCAACCCCGAAGCAGGACACGCUGCGGGCUUCACCGAGGCCAUCACGGCGCCUCUGUCCAAUGCCAACGACCCAACAGUAGCCGAGGCUGCUGGCGACGAUGACGAGUACCUCGACGAGGAUGACGAGGAGGAGGCGCUCCUCGCCCGCGCGAUGGCACUGUCUCGCGGCGACAACCCCGACGACCACGACAUUCUCAUGGCCGAGGACGAGGAGGACGAGGACGAGGAGGCUGCUAUCGCGCGCGCUAUCGCCAUGAGCCUCGAGGACUCGCAGAAGGAAGACAAGGACAAGAAGUAG